Phlebotomus papatasi is the source of this 1318-nucleotide messenger RNA. RefSeq lists its product as uncharacterized. The coding region runs from base 44 to 1222 and encodes 392 amino acids. Lineage: Eukaryota; Metazoa; Arthropoda; Insecta; Diptera; Psychodidae. The record is from RefSeq and is a predicted model, not a curated record. The transcript has 4 exons.
UACUCGUGAACUCACAAGUGAUGUGCAUGUAAUACUGUGUAAAAUGUUGCAGAACAGGGCAAUAAUCCUAGUGGUUCUCCUUGGACUAAUCUUCGAGUGUUGGGGACAGUGGUGUGAUAUACCUGAAGUAGAAUACGUUUGGGAAAAACGAAAAGUUAAUGUAAUAAAAUAUCGUGAUAAAUGGGUGAAGUGUCAUUGGUUUAGUGUGAACAGAUCUUGCAAAAAACGAGAACAAUAUCCUGAUACAGAAUGGAAGGACGAGUUGGUGAGGAAAGUAGUCACCAAGCGGGUUUGCUGUGCGGGAUAUUCUGAGGAAUUGGGGGAGUGUGUUCCAAUUUGUGAGAAUUCCUGCAUAAAUUCAAGAUGUGUGGCUCCAAAUACAUGCCAAUGCAACAUUGGGUAUAAAAUCUUCUCAAAAGAAGCCACAAACAAGUGCAUUCCAUAUUGCGAUGAAUGCGACUUUGGGACAUGCAUUGCACCAAAUGUCUGCAAAUGUGCGUCAGGAUACAAAAAGCAAUGGAGCUUUGCAAAACAUAAAGAUUUAUGUGUUCCAUUUUGCGAAGACGAUUGUCCCCGAAGGAGUGUUUGCAGUCAACCAAAUAUAUGCAAAUGCCUUGAACCCUUUAUGGAAGUUAAUUUUUUGGGAGAAAUGCUAUGUCUUGCUGAGGGAGAAACCUUGGAACCACCUACAACAACCACAGAGGCAACAACCACGACAACCACGGAGGUAAUAACAACGACAACCACGGAGGAAAUAACAACGACAACCACUGAGCCAUCAACAUCAACUUUGACUUCAACGACAACACCUGUAAUUGAAGAGACAACUACACUUUCUUCAUCCACCUUAAGAACUACGGAUUUCUCGAAUGACUCAACAGAUUAUUCUGAUAUCGAAGAAGUUCCCGAAGAAGAUCUCGAGAAUUCAACACUUUCCGCUCAAUUAAAUGAUGCAGAAAACGACCUGGAAAAUGUGUCUGAUGAUAUUCCAAGUUCUUCUACGAUAAACGCACAUGUCUUAGACGUUUUUGAAGAAUCCGUAGAGUCGGAUGGCAAUGGAACGUUAAACAAUGUUUUUGGAAUGGUCUGGUAUAUUGUCCUCGCCAUUGCGAUAAUCCUUUUCAUAAUAAUUGCUCUUAAAAUUUACAUAGCAAUGCAAACGAAACACUACAAAAUUCCUAAUGAAUUGCCCGAAGUACAUUAUACAAAUUCGAAAGUUUAAAUUAUAGUUUUAAGGAAAAUCGAGGUUCAGCAAUCAUUCUUGGAUAUGUUUUGUUAACGAAGAUUAUUAUAAAUAAAUGUGACAAAUACAUAUAAA